This is a messenger RNA of Paramisgurnus dabryanus, 3101 nucleotides long. It is a transcript of the gene pfkpa, whose product is annotated as phosphofructokinase, platelet a. The record is from RefSeq and is a predicted model, not a curated record. NCBI's taxonomy places the organism in Eukaryota, Metazoa, Chordata, Actinopteri, Cypriniformes, Cobitidae. Gene Ontology annotation, cellular component: membrane; 6-phosphofructokinase complex; cytoplasm. Gene Ontology annotation, molecular function: identical protein binding; AMP binding; fructose-6-phosphate binding. Gene Ontology annotation, biological process: fructose 1,6-bisphosphate metabolic process; fructose 6-phosphate metabolic process; canonical glycolysis.
GCGAGCUCAGGAGGGGAAAUAGAGGACGUGCGGGAGGAGAGAGCGCAGGAGAGAAGAGGAUAGGGGCUGAUAGCGUCCCCCAACCGGCACAAUUUUAUAUAUUAUUUAAUUUAUUCAUUAUUAUAUUGUAAGAUUUUUAUCAAAAAGGAAAAGAUGCCAGACAAUAAGAAAUUCUUCGAGAACCUGUCAGGCGCUGGGAAAGCCAUAGCAGUGCUCACGAGCGGAGGAGAUGCGCAAGGUAUGAAUGCUGCUGUUCGGGCUGUUGUCCGUAUGGGAAUCUAUGUUGGAGCCAAAGUUUAUUUCAUUCAUGAGGGAUAUCAGGGUAUGGUGGAUGGCGGCGACAACAUCAAGGAGGCAAACUGGGAAAGUGUGUCCAGCAUGCUGCAAGUGGGCGGUACGGUUAUUGGAAGCGCACGGUGCAAAGAUUUUCGUACACGCGAGGGACGUCUGAAGGCGGCUCAUAACCUGGUGCAGAAGGGCAUCACUAACCUGUGUGUGAUUGGUGGAGAUGGUAGCUUAACCGGGGCCAAUCUCUUUAGAGAGGAGUGGAGCGGCCUGCUGGCAGAGCUGCUUCAGCAGGGUCUAAUUGAUGAAGAGGCAACUCAGAAAUACUCCGCACUUCACAUCGUUGGGAUGGUGGGCUCCAUCGAUAAUGACUUCUGUGGCACAGACAUGACCAUAGGAACAGACUCAGCCCUGCACAGAAUCAUUGAGGUUGUGGAUGCCAUCAUGACCACAGCUCAGAGUCACCAGAGGACAUUUGUUCUUGAAGUGAUGGGCAGACAUUGUGGCUAUCUGGCUUUAGUGAGUGCGCUGGCAUGCGGAGCUGACUGGGUGUUGAUUCCUGAAAUGCCCCCUGAGGACGGAUGGGAAGAGAAAAUGUGUCAGAAACUCUCGGCGAAACGGGCAGGGAUGAAAAGGCUGAAUAUCAUAAUAGUAGCUGAAGGUGCGAUUGAUCGUAAGAACAAGCCCAUUACCUCUGAACAUGUAAAGGAUCUCGUGGUUCGCUGCCUGGGCUUUGAUACGCGCGUGACCAUCUUGGGCCACGUCCAGAGAGGCGGGACACCUUCAGCAUUUGACAGGAUUUUGGCCAGUCGUAUGGGUGUAGAGGCUGUUCUGGCGCUGCUCGAGACCACCGCGAACACACCGGCUUGUGUAGUGUCUCUGUGUGGAAACCAGUCUGUGAGGCUGCCUCUCAUGGAGUGUGUGCAGAUGACUCAGGAGGUGCAGAAGGCCAUGGAUGAAAAGAGAUUUGAGGAUGCUGUGCAGCUACGUGGCAGGAGUUUUCAAAACAACUUGAAGACUUAUAAACUUUUGGCUCACCGCAAACCAGCGUCCGAGCUUCCAGUGAGCAAUUUUAAUGUGGCUGUAUUGAACGUUGGAGCUCCCGCUGCUGGCAUGAAUGCCGCAGUACGGUCUGCUGUCAGGGUGGGCAUCUCUGAAGGACACAAAAUGUUCGCCGUCAACGAUGGCUUUGAAGGAUUCUCUAAGGGACAGAUAAAAGAGGUCAAUUGGGCAGAUGUUGGGGGCUGGACUGGCCAAGGUGGAUCUCUUCUGGGAACUAAACGUACCCUCCCUGCAAAACACCUUGACAAAAUUGCAGAACAGAUGCGGAAAUAUAACAUUAAUGCACUUUUAGUCAUUGGAGGAUUUGAGGCCUACCUGGCGAUCAUGGACUUGUUAGCGGCCCGUGGGACUUACGAAGAGCUGUGUGUGCCAAUGGUCAUGGUUCCGGCCACUGUCUCCAACAAUGUGCCCGGCUCAGACCUCAGCAUUGGUGCAGACACGGCUCUGAACGCCAUCACUGAUGCGUUAGAGUGUCUGAUGCAGCUGUAUGAGGCUCGCGCCAGCUAUGAGGAGUUUUGCAUCCCGCUCUGUAUGCUGCCUGCCACCAUUAGUAACAAUGUGCCCGGCACUGAUCUCAGUAUCGGGGCAGAUACGGCUCUCAAUGCCAUUGUGGAGACAUGUGAUCGCAUCAAGCAGUCAGCCAGCGGCACGAAGCGCCGUGUGUUCAUCAUUGAGACGAUGGGAGGAUACUGUGGUUAUCUGGCCAGUGUCGGUGGUCUGGCAGCAGGUGCUGAUGCUGCGUACAUCUAUGAGGAACCGUUUGACAUCAGAGACCUACAGUCUAAUGUGGAGCACUUGACAGAAAAAAUGAAGACCAGCAUUCAGAGAGGCCUUAUCUUGAGGAAUGAGAACUCUAAUGAGAACUACACCACAGACUUCAUCUAUCAGCUCUAUUCAGAAGAGGGCAGGGGAGUAUUUGACUGCAGGAAGAAUGUUCUGGGUCACAUGCAGCAGGGCGGCGCACCUUCUCCAUUCGACCGUAACUUUGGAACCAAAAUCUCGGCCAAGGCCAUGCAGUGGAUCUCCAAGAAACUGAAUGAGAGCUACAGGAGAGGGAGAGUGUUUGCAAACACAGAUGACUCGGCCUGUUUGCUGGGUAUGCGGCGUCGUGCUUUGGUCUUCCAACCUGUGGUUCAGCUAAAAAAUGAGACCGAUUUUGUUCACAGAAUUCCCAAGGAACAAUGGUGGCUGAAGUUACGCCCGCUCAUGAAGAUCCUGGCCAAGUACAAGACCAGCUACGAUGUGUCAGACUCUGGACAGAUGGAGCACGUGGUCCUUAACAGAUCCAAAGCUUCUGGGGCCACAGCCGCCAUUUAAACUCCCAUCGAAUAACUGCGACAUUCAAAGGUCACGCUUCAGAUGAGCGAGUCUGUCCUGUAAACGACGUCUCUGACGCUUUUGUUCCUUGGGCCAGCACCUCGCAUUGUUCAGGAAAUGUCACCUUUUGUUAUUUUACAGAAGUCAAUGUUAUAACCGUAGGAGAGCGCAUGAAGCAGUGCUGUAUAGUUUGAUGUGUUUUAUGUCCCUUCACUUCUGCGCCCAGCGGUGACCUCCUCUGUCACCCAUCACUUUAAUGUUACGCUUCAAUGCACAACGUUCUCCUUCACAAAGAAAGCUUGAAUAAUUCUGCUUUCCGGUGUCCAGCGUUGUAUGUGUUGACGUCUACAUUGCCAGAACACCGUUUGAUGUUUGAGUGUAUUAUGUCCACAUUUGCCUGACUAAUAAAGAACACAGUCAGUAUGUGUGAAAGCCUG